UCACGUCUCCUCCUACUAGUAUUAACAGCGUCACAGAGAGAGGGAGGGAGAGAGGCGCGCCACCGACGCCGGCAAUGGCGGAGUGGCCUCAGUGGUGGAACAUGGCGGCGGAGGCGGCGAAUGGCAGCUUAACCUACAUCGGCGAGACGAAUGCGAUAGCGGAGGCCAUCAAUAAUGGCGCCCGCCAGCAGUACGGCCAGGCCGCCGAGGACUGCCGCGGAUUCGGCCCGGGCGUGCACCCGCCGCCCAACGCCGGCCAGGGCGCUUCCGCAGGCGGCGACAUCAUCGACCUCGCCAUCGGCCGGGUCAAGCGCAUCAGCAGGCUCCACGCCGUGCUGGGCAACGUCUUCUCCCUCUGCGUCGCGCGCAUCGGGCUCCAGGGCCACGCGCCGUGGCGAUGGGACAGGUGGCAACUCCACCACACCGACGCCGCCCGCCACGCGGAGACGGCGUCGCAGCGCCUGCUCUCCGCCAAGUCGCACGGCCAUACGGCCGACGCCGUCUUCCACGUCAUGCUCAGGCCGCCAUCGCCGCAAGCAGUCGCCCACGCCUGGGCACCCGCGGCCGAGCAGCUCCUGCGCCGGGCGAUCGACGAUCUGGCCGUGGUGGAGGCCGCGCUGGGGCAGAUGCGCACGGCCAUUGCCGCCGAGUACGCCGACGCCAUGAUCCUUCUGCAAGGCUGAUAGCGCGCGCGGCGGCGAUCACCAAUCUCUCCUCUGUUUUGUUCUUCUCGGCCCGUCUCGGGUUUCCGUCGAUCAAGGUUCAGGUGCUAUGCCGAUCUGUUAACUGUGAUUACGAUGCACUAGCACUACUACUAUAGUUUUAUUUCUUGCUCAAAGAUUUGAUCCAAAACUGCACGUAUAUGUGCAUCGAUCUGUAAUGCUCGAUCGGUGGAUCGACUCGAGCUUCUCUUGAAUCCUGAUCAGUUAGA
This is a messenger RNA of Triticum aestivum (bread wheat), 931 nucleotides long. RefSeq lists its product as uncharacterized. The transcript has a single exon. NCBI's taxonomy places the organism in Eukaryota, Viridiplantae, Streptophyta, Magnoliopsida, Poales, Poaceae. The record is from RefSeq and is a predicted model, not a curated record. Bases 75 to 683 code for a protein of 202 amino acids.